Malus domestica (apple) is the source of this 996-nucleotide messenger RNA. Its product is annotated as protein BOLA4, chloroplastic/mitochondrial-like. Gene Ontology annotation, biological process: iron-sulfur cluster assembly. Gene Ontology annotation, cellular component: chloroplast. The record is from RefSeq and is a predicted model, not a curated record. Lineage: Eukaryota; Viridiplantae; Streptophyta; Magnoliopsida; Rosales; Rosaceae.
UAAAAUUACAUAAUUACCCUUGAAAAUCCCUAACGAACCUUUUUCCCCUCAUUCGUUCCUCUUGUUUGCUCUGCCGCUCCGUUCCUCCCAACCUCUCUCUCUCUCAUUGAGAGUAUUCAAACCGCGAGGUGCCCAAUUGUUGCAUAAGAACGGAGUGCAACCAUACGUAGCUUAGAGAUUUAGGGUUACAAGUAGAAGUGUAGAAAGGGAAAAAUGGCGGUGAAGUCAAUGAUGGUACGUCCAUAUGUGUUAUCAGCCUCCUGCUUCCUUAGUCGAGCUCUACCAUCCUUAUUUUCUCAACCAAGGCAAACACAGUUGGUAUUGCUGCACCAUAGAGCAAUCAGCAAUGAAAACAGGAGGAAUAUGAGACAGGAAUAUGGUGGUGUCAGGAGAUUCAGUCCUCGAUCCUCGAGCGUGGGCAAUGCUGGCUCCAUCGACUCCCCCCUCAUAGAGUCCAUGAAGAAAAAGAUCAAGGAGGAGCUAAAUGCUGAAUCUGUUAGCGUAGAAGAUCUGAGUGGGGAUGGCCGACAUGUGGUCAUUGAUGUUGUCUCCUCGUCGUUUGAGGGACAGUCGGCUGUAAAUAGGCAGAGGAUGGUGUACAAAGCCAUAUGGGAGGAGCUUCAGAACACAGUUCACGCAGUUGAUCAGAUGACGACCAAAACCCCGGAUGAAGUUUCUGGUAAGAAGUGAUCAAAGCGUUUGUUGACGAAGUUUAAUUGUUGCGUUUGUUAGCUAGUGGGUGGAUUGUCUUGGUGAAUAAGAUUUUAUCUUAAAUCCACCGCGUCCGGGUUCAAACUCUCCCCUCCCCUUAGUCUAGUGCAAAAACAUUGUUGCAUUUGCUAUGCAUCCUCGAAUAAGGUUAUUUUUUUGAAUUGUUUGGGUGCAACCAUUUCUUUGGACAUAAGCGAUACUAGAAGAAGGGGAAUCGGGCAGAGGAGCUCGAGUUCGCUAUUCUAAAUCUUUGCAGCAACAUGUAUAUUUCGAGCAUUUUUAACA